Boleophthalmus pectinirostris (great blue-spotted mudskipper) is the source of this 1715-nucleotide messenger RNA. It is a transcript of the gene eif4e2, whose product is annotated as eukaryotic translation initiation factor 4E family member 2. Gene Ontology annotation, biological process: translational initiation. Gene Ontology annotation, molecular function: RNA 7-methylguanosine cap binding; translation initiation factor activity. The coding region runs from base 137 to 838 and encodes 233 amino acids. The record is from RefSeq and is a predicted model, not a curated record. The transcript has 8 exons. Lineage: Eukaryota; Metazoa; Chordata; Actinopteri; Gobiiformes; Gobiidae. Gene Ontology annotation, cellular component: eukaryotic translation initiation factor 4F complex; cytoplasm.
AGUAAAGAUUACCAAGUACUGAGUACGGAGGGUAGUGAUCCCCAAGCAUGCAUGCGCGCUUCCGUAAUGCGCGCUCCCGUUCCGUCGGACUCCAGGAGGCUGUGUUUGGACUCCGAAAUUAUUUACCUAGAAAAUUAUGAACAACAAAUUUGACGCUUUGAAAGACGAUGACAGUGGAGACCACGACCAGGACCAAGGCCCACCGAAAGACUGUGAGAAGGAAAAAAUUGAAGACGAAGAAAAGGAACAGAACAUCUCUAAGAAAAAGAUGGUGGUUCCAGGUGCAGGCGAGCAUCCUCUGCAGUACAACUACACUUUCUGGUACUCCAGACGCACUCCAGGGAGACCAGCCAGCACACAAAGCUAUGAGCAGAAUAUCAAACAGAUUGGCAGCUUUGCCUCGGUGGAGCAGUUCUGGCGGUUUUACAGUCACAUGAUUCGACCCGGUGACCUAACAGGGCACAGUGACUUUCACCUUUUCAAAGAGGGAAUAAAACCUAUGUGGGAGGAUGAUGCCAACAAGAUGGGGGGCAAAUGGAUCAUACGUUUGAGGAAAGGUCUGGCAUCUCGAUGCUGGGAGAACCUCAUUCUAGCAAUGCUGGGUGAACAGUUUAUGGUUGGAGAAGAAAUCUGUGGUGCUGUAGUUUCAGUUCGGUUCCAGGAGGACAUUAUUUCUAUCUGGAACAAAACUGCUAGUGACCAAGCGACCACUGCCCGAAUUCGAGAUACCCUUCGUAGAGUUCUGAACCUUCCUCCCAACACUAUAAUGGAGUAUAAGACCCAUACAGACAGCAUUAAGUAUAGCAUGGGAAGACUUCCAUGGACUGGUGAAUGCUAGUGGCGGUCGAUAACAAUGGCGUGUACAUUUGCGAGGUUCUGGGGGAUUGCAAGCCCGAAGAAUAUUUCUGCAUGGACUGGCACUGCAUAAAGACUUGAGAAGGUUAGAACUGGAAGAAGACGAGUCUUUGUUGUAUCAAAACCAAAAAAAAAGUUCAGCAGAUGACAGACUGAACCAAGUCAACAAGAAACAUCUAAUAGCUGAGCAACUAAAGCAGCCUUAGUCUCCCAGCUUUUGUAAAGCAAGUUACACAUCUUUGAACUUGCCACCAGAGGGAGGCUAUGAGCUGGCUGUUAGCUGAGCUGUACAUGUGAUCGAAGUGCACUUGACAAAAUACAUCAGAACCAACAUGUUCAUCUACAUGCCAUUUAUUGUUUAACAUCACAUUUCAUGUCUAGACUUUAUCUGUUUUAUUGGGACUCAAGCAGGGUUGCAGCUACAUGCAAUUUUAUUAUGAUGAAAUUUAUUUACAAUAUAUUUGUUCAAAGAGGUAUUGCAAAUACUUGUGUAUUACCCACUGUAUUUGUAAAUGCAGUCCAUUCAAAGACUAUUGAAUUGACUUAAUAUUUUCUUUCCUGAAGUCGAUUCACAAGAGAGACUGAGCUGGCAGAAGUUCUCGUGUUUGCCUCAAAACCAGUUUCUCUUCAGCUGUUUUGUCUUUGCCAUGGUUUUAUGAAUAUGAAGAGAACUUUAACUGUUGUAUAUAAAUGGUCUGAAAAUGAUUUUUAUAUUUUGUAGAAAUUACUGAGAGACUACAUAACAUUUUAGUCAAGACACAUGUUUGAGAUUAAUGUCUAAAUUCAGCUGAAACAAUGCAGCCCAGCAAGUGAUAAGUGUUGUCAGAGUUUAAUAAAAAGACGAGAUUUAUACCAAGAAA